Suncus etruscus (white-toothed pygmy shrew) is the source of this 1263-nucleotide messenger RNA. RefSeq names its product protein phosphatase 1 regulatory inhibitor subunit 14B (gene PPP1R14B). Gene Ontology annotation, cellular component: cytoplasm. Gene Ontology annotation, biological process: regulation of phosphorylation; innate immune response. The record is from RefSeq and is a predicted model, not a curated record. NCBI's taxonomy places the organism in Eukaryota, Metazoa, Chordata, Mammalia, Eulipotyphla, Soricidae. Gene Ontology annotation, molecular function: protein serine/threonine phosphatase inhibitor activity.
CCCGGGGGCUCCGCUCCUCUCCGCUCCGCAUGCAGCAGCUGCCCCCUCGGAGGGGCACCCCCGCCGCCGCCGCCCGAGCCGGAGCCCGAGCCGACCCCGCGCGUAAGCGCACCCCGGGAGCCGGCGGCGAGCCCGGCGGGCGCCCCGGAGGCGGCGGCGCAGGGAGGGGCCCCCGAUCGCACGUGGCCCCGGCGGCCGCCAUGGCGGACAGCGGCUCGGCAGGGGGCGCGGCGCUGGCGGCUCCGGCUCCGGCCCCGGCCCCCGGCGGCGGCGGCGGCGGCGGCGGCGCCGCGGGUGCGGGCGCCGGGCCCCGCGUGUACUUCCAGAGCCCCCCCGGGGCCGCGGGCGAGGGUGCGGGGGGCGCGGACGACGACGGCCCGGUGCGGCGCCAGGGGAAGGUCACGGUCAAGUACGACCGCAAGGAGCUCCGCAAGCGCCUCAACUUGGAGGAGUGGAUCCUGGAGCAGCUCACGCGCCUCUACGACUGCCAGGAAGAGGAGAUUCCAGAGCUCGAGAUAGAUGUGGACGAGCUCUUGGACAUGGAGAGCGACGAUACCCGAGCCGCCAGGGUCAAGGAGUUGCUGGUUGACUGUUACAAACCCACUGAGGCCUUCAUCUCUGGCCUGCUGGACAAGAUCCGGGGCAUGCAGAAGCUGAGCACACCCCAGAAGAAGUGAGGGUCCCCAGCCUGGAUGAUCGGGGGCUCCUGCUGGACAAUCGCUGCCCUCCCCCAACCGUAGCAACAGCAAUACCAGGGAGCCUCACGACUUGGGCCUGGUGCCGCCAGCGGGGCUCCCCGUGCCCCUGGUCCAGGGGCCUCUUCCCUGCCCCCUCAGUUUUCCACUUUCGGGGUUUUUUUAUUGUUAUUAAGCGGACGGGAUUUUUGUGUUUUUAUAUUGACUGCAGCGCGGGCCCUUUAAUAAAGCUAAGACAUGCCUUUGGUGCACCUGGUGGCCUUGGCUGUGUCUUGGGGGAGUGGGGGGUGCAAAGGGGGGGGGACACACUACUUUCACAGUGCGGGCUCUCCCCAGGUAACUGAGGGCCCAGCAGCAGCCAUGGUGACAGCCCAGGAGGCCAGGUGGCAGGGGAGCAGAUUGGGGGUUGCCGUUGACAGGCAGAAGCUCUUCGCCUUCCCUCUGGGCCACCCUGCCCAAAAGGACCUGGCCAUCAGGGACAGCCCCCCAAGUCCUCUGCAGCCAGGAAGGGAAAGGGGUGGGGCACCUGGGCCCACAAAUAAACAGGCUCACUGCAGCUUUUAAGGGU